Spirodela intermedia is the source of this 746-nucleotide messenger RNA. NCBI's taxonomy places the organism in Eukaryota, Viridiplantae, Streptophyta, Magnoliopsida, Alismatales, Araceae. The record is from the annotation of a GenBank genome assembly.
AUGGUAAUUAUUCAGAAUUUUUCUCAAUGAAUACGAUUUUCUUAAGAAUUUUAUACUAGGAAAAAAAAAGGAAAUAUAUUUAAAAUUCAUGAAAAAAAAAAAAAGGGUGCGGGUGUCAGGAUGACAUCAGCGCCCAGCGAAUGCGAAUAAGGCAGAAACAGAGUUUCGCCCGGCGAUUCUUACGUAAGUGAUUACAGACGACUUAAUUAAUCAAAUUAAAAUUUGUAAAAGCCAGAAGAAUCGUAAUUUAACGAAGUAUAGUUUGGUAAGUUAAAAUCACACAAAGUAUCACUAAAUGAAGUGUAAAUUAAAUUGAAAGCAGGAAAAUAGAGUUCCGGCGUCGCAACGGCAAUGCGUCGGCGAUGCACCGGAAUCUUGAGCAUUUGGGAGGAUCGUCGUGCAGUGUCCACGGCCUCGAAGGCUCUCCUUGGACAAAGACAACGUGGGCAAUCUCUAGAUCUUCUCGCAAAGUCUAGAGAUCAAUGAAGUGGGUCGUCAAAUCGUCUCCGGCGGUUGUCACCCGGCGGAGCGGAAAAACAGCGACUUUGCGGCUCUCCGGCGGCUGUCACCCGACGGAGAGGAGCUGGAUGGAGGUGCGGCGCAUGUUAGGGAGCUUCAUCCUCAGGUCUGCGCAGCAAGAGGAGGCUCUUCAUCGCAUCUGGUACGCUCUCAGGAGGUGGCGACUGGUCUCCCGGCAGAUCGUCCUGUUCCCGACGACGGCUUGUUCGUCGAUCAAUCGGAGAUGA